Cajanus cajan (pigeon pea) is the source of this 1540-nucleotide messenger RNA. RefSeq names its product putative serine/threonine-protein kinase PIX13. NCBI's taxonomy places the organism in Eukaryota, Viridiplantae, Streptophyta, Magnoliopsida, Fabales, Fabaceae. The record is from RefSeq and is a predicted model, not a curated record. Gene Ontology annotation, biological process: protein phosphorylation. Gene Ontology annotation, molecular function: protein kinase activity; ATP binding.
AUCCAUUUAAUCGAUUACUUCUCCCAGCCUAAGCUCUUUCUUUUCAACUUCUCCUCUCUUUCGUGGAACUUCUCACCCUUAUUAUAUCAUAACACAAACAACCUUGUCCACUUCCUCAAUUUUCAUUUAUAUAGACUGCUUCCGUUUCUGCUAUAUAGUUUGAGUUUCAUAUCAUAUCCCUUUAUCACGCUCAUGGGGAUCUGUUUCGCAAAGCCAGAUGAUGGUAAAAAGAAGAUCGCGUCUAGGACCACCACUCCCCCAGUGAAAACGGCAGAAGAAAGUGGUGAGCGCGCACACAACGGUGUGAGGACGGUGAGUUCAUUAGAGGCACCGAGUGGAGAGGUUGUGACGCGGAAACUUAUAGAGUAUACAUUGGAUGAGUUGAAAAGUGCGACAAGAAACUUCAGACCAGACACGGUCCUAGGUGAAGGUGGCUUUGGACGUGUUUUCAGAGGUUGGAUUGACAAGAACACGUUUAAGCCCUCGAGAGUUGGCGUUGGAAUCCCCGUUGCAGUCAAAAAGUCCAACCCCGACAGCCUCCAAGGUCUACAAGAAUGGCAGAGUGAAGUGCAGUUUUUGGGGAAGUUCUCUCAUCCAAACCUGGUUAAACUAAUUGGAUACUGCUGGGAGGAAAAUCAAUUCCUGCUGGUAUACGAAUACAGGCAAAAGGGAAGCCUUGAGAGCCACCUCUUCAGAACAGGAGGCCCAGAUGCACUUUCGUGGGAUAUAAGGAUGAAGAUAGCCAUAGGAGCUGCCAAAGGUCUAGCUUUCUUGCAUACAGCAAAGAAGUCUGUCAUCUAUAGAGACUUCAAGUCUUCCAACAUUUUACUUGAUGGGGAUUUUAAUGCGAAGCUAUCAGACUUUGGGUUGGCGAAGUUUGGCCCUGUCAACGGUAGAUCCCAUGUAACCACGCGGAUAAUGGGCACCUAUGGUUACGCCGCUCCUGAAUACAUGGCUACAGGCCAUCUCUAUGUUAAAAGCGACGUGUAUGGAUUCGGCGUUGUUUUGCUGGAAAUGCUAACGGGCUCUGCGGCGUUGGACACAAAUCGGCCCACGGGUAUGCACAAUUUGGUGGAGUACGCAAUGCCAUCUCUAUAUGACAAAAAGAAGCUAAAACAGAUAAUGGAUCCAAAGAUGGAUCAACAGUAUGAAUUAAGGGCCGCAUUUCAUGUGGCCCAGCUUAUUUUGAAAUGUUUGGAAUCUGACCCAAAAAAACGACCCUCUAUGGAGGAGGUUUUGGGAACCUUGGAAAAAGCCCAAAGCAUAAAAUGCAAGCCCAAAGGGAAGAAGAAGAAAUGCAAUGCGGUGCGUCAACGUCAAAUGUCACCACCGGUUCAUUACAACAAGACGCCAAGUCAUUCUCCUCGACAGUGCUAGUAUAUUUAUUAUAUACCGUUUAUUUUUUAAGCAGUUAUGUUGUUAAUGAAUUUGGUAAAUAUCAUUUCGAUUAUGCUUUUUGUGCACAUAUGUAUUUUUUUAAAAUUUUAUAUUAGCUGUAAACUCUCAUGAUGAAUCGUCAAAUUUAUACCGUAUUUGGACA